This is a messenger RNA of Apodemus sylvaticus (European woodmouse), 5309 nucleotides long. RefSeq names its product myelin regulatory factor like (gene Myrfl). Gene Ontology annotation, biological process: protein autoprocessing; positive regulation of DNA-templated transcription. Bases 250 to 2967 code for a protein of 905 amino acids. Gene Ontology annotation, molecular function: DNA-binding transcription factor activity; sequence-specific DNA binding. Gene Ontology annotation, cellular component: endoplasmic reticulum membrane; nucleus. Lineage: Eukaryota; Metazoa; Chordata; Mammalia; Rodentia; Muridae. The transcript is spliced from 25 exons. The record is from RefSeq and is a predicted model, not a curated record.
UACUUCCCUCUUCGUGAUUUUUUUCUCCUGGUGUGGCUGCGCGUCCUUUUGUUUUAGAAUCACAUUGAGCGCUUAGCCAUCGUUCGGGCUUAAGCCGAUGGCCGAAGAGAUGCCUCGCAUCGCAUCCGUACAAAGACUAUGGAGACUUUCCAGGAGUAUUCCUAGGCUUUGAGUCCCGGGGACAGCACUCACUGCCUGAACUCUGAUAGCUUCUGUCGGAAGAGGAAGCAGCCCUAGAACCCCGGCACCAUGGACGUGCUGGAUGAAACCGAGGCUCUGCAGCAGUUCUUUGAAGCACAGGGAGCCAGCGGCACUCUGGAGAACCCAGCUCUGGAUACGAGUCUGCUCGAAGAAUUUCUGGACAAUGACUUUGAUUUAGGAGCCUUGCAACGGCAGCUCCCUGACACCCCGCCCUACUCUGCAUCCGACCCACGCUCUCCUCCACAGGUCAAAGAUGCAUGCUGCCGGACCCCAAGACCUGCAGGGAGGAUCCCAGCUGCCUUCCUCCACUCCACCACAGCACCAGGGCCGCUGCCCGAGCAUCUGUCCCAGAGCAUGUCGGGCCAAACCCACAGCAGCUUUCAGAACGGCUACCCGGAGUUCAGUCAUCCCGCCCCCUGCUGCCACCAAACCGGGCCCUCCCGACUGGGCAUGAGUUGCUCUUACCAUCAGCAGCCUUUGUGCCACCUUCCUGGAGCCUCGUUACCUCCGACAAAGAAGAGAAAGCACUCGCAGAUACAAGAGGACUCGAGGGACUGCCACACAUGGGCCCACCACUUCAGACCAAUGACAACGAGGACUCAGAGCAUCGAAGUGCAGGACCAUGACAGAGAGGGACAUAGCGGGAUGCCCGUGGACCAGAGCUCUCCUGCUUUGAAGUGGCAGCCGUACCAAAGUGUUCCUUGGCAUAGCUUGUUAAACAGCCAUUACGAGAAACUGCCUGACGUGGGCUAUCAGGUUGUGACAGACAAAGGGUUCACUUUCUCACCAGUAGAUGAAGCUUUUGUUUGUCAAAAGAAGAACCAUUUCCAGAUAACCGUGCACAUUCAAGUCUGGGGAAGUCCGAAGUUUGUUAAGACCCAAAUGGGCCUAAAGCCAAUAGAAAUGUUCUACUUGAAAGCUUUUGGAAUUAAGGUAGAAGCCACCAACCAGGUGAUUGCUAUUGAACAGUCCCAAGCAGACAGAAGCAAAAAGACUUUUGAUCCUGUUAAAAUCGACCUCCUGACUGACCAGGUUACCAAGGUGACCCUGGGACGAUUACACUUCGGUGAAACCACAGCAAACAACAUGAGAAAGAAGGGGAAGCCGAAUCCGGAUCAGAGAUACUUCAUGUUGGUGGUCGGAUUGUAUGCUGCUAACCAAGACCAGUUCUAUCUGUUGGCUGCCCACAUCUCUGAACGGAUCAUUGUAAGGGCCUCUAACCCUGGGCAGUUUGAAAAUGACAGUGACGCACUGUGGCAGCGAGGACAAGUCCCAGAAUCUGUCAUCUAUCAUGGGCGAGUAGGAAUAAACACAGACACACCUGAUGAAGCCCUGGUUGUCUGCGGCAACAUGAAAGUGAUGGGGGCGGUCAUGCACCCCUCCGACAGCCGCGUGAAGGAGAAUGUGCAGGAGGUUGACCCAAACGAACAGCUGAGAAGAAUAGCCCAGAUGAGGAUUGUUCAGUACGACUACAAACCCGAAUUUGCCUCUGCCAUGGGGAUAAACACUGCCCAUCAAACAGGAAUGAUUGCCCAAGAGGUGCAAGAGAUCCUGCCCGGAGCUGUGAAAGAGGUUGGGGGUGUCGCCUCUGGAAAUGGGGAGACACUGGAGAACUUCCUCAUGGUGGAUAAGGACCAGAUCUUCAUGGAGAAUGUGGGGGCCGUGAAGCAGUUGUGUAAACUCACCAACAAUCUGGAAGAAAGGAUAGAGGAGUUAGAAAUUUGGAACAAAAAGCUGGCCAGGCUAAAACGCCUGAGUAGCAGCUGGAAAUCCUCUGUCAGUGAAGGCAGUUCAGUCAGCAAAUUUAGCAGAGCUGUGAGUGCAUCUUCAGCAAGACAGACAGGUUCCAAAAAGCCCACCAAGGUCUGUUUCUCAGGAAGGAAGCAGCAGUCGUGUCCUAACUGGGUUUUCCAGACAUUGGUUAUAGCUCUGAUUGCCGUGAUGACAUUUUGUGCCGUGACAAUAGUCACCCUCUACAUACUUAGCUUAAAGGAUCAACACCGGCGUUCCCACUAUCUUCCUCUAAGCAAUAUGACAAGCUCUCCAAAGCCAGAUCUGUCAUCCACAGCCCCCACCUCAGCUCCCCACACAACCCCGACGACCACACAGACCUUCGUGCAAGUGCCCGAAAUCACUUUCUGCGAGAUCCUGCCGUGUCAGGAAACUUACUGCUGCCCCGUGUGGGGACCGAGAAAAUUAUUUUCAAGUCCUGUACAAAGACAACUUGAGGCAGAGAGAGAGCUGCAUCAGAGACAAUGGGCAGAAGACAAAAGAAAAUGGUUCCUGACAAGAAAUGCGCUAUUCGGCCAGGACUGGGAGAGUGAUUGGAUCGACACAACCAUCGCCUCCAUUCAGAUUAUAGAAAUACAGCAAGUGAUAGACCGUCAGUACUGCAGCCGGAUGCUCCACUGCGGGCCUGGGCAUUAUAAUUAUAAUAUUCCUGUUAAUAAGAACACACCCACCAACGUCAAACUCUCUCUGGAAAUCAAUACAACAGAGCCCUUGAUCGUUUUCCAGUGCAAAUUCACACUGGGGAAUAUAUGUUUCCACAGUCAACACAGGGAAAGAACCUGGAGCCUUGGAGAAGAUACUCAGAUGACACAGGGAUACCAGCACAUCUGGAGCCUCCCUGUGGCCCCGUUCUCCGAUAGCGCGUACCAUUUCCGGGUAGCUGCACCGGAUUUAGCCGACUGUUCGACGGAUCCGUUUUUUGCUGGGAUUUUCUUCACAGAUUACUUCUUUUAUUUCUAUCGACGUUGUAACUAAUUUAUUCAAGUUUGGGGAGGAUGUUACCAAAGAAAAGCACUCAGGGACACAGUUAACAGAAGCUGGUACUUCCGCUCACAACUUUUACUUCUUUGUCAAGCACAUUUUCUGAAGGACUCUUUCAGGUUUGGCUUCCAGCAGUUUCUAAUAAGGAGAAUAAAGUGUUUGCCAGAGACUGAGAAAAUACGGUGUUGGAUUUUUGUCACGACCACGAAGGAAACACUUCUCUGGUGGCUCUGAAGACACAGCUUCUCUUAUGGAAGAAGCUGAGGCGUCAGAAUAAGCCUGUCUCAUCUUACUCUGGCUUAAUGCAUUUCUAGGCUUUAGAGAAGAAAGGCCACACUGGCUUGGACCUACAAAAUACAGAGAAUUUGUGGCAGGGCUGGGGGCAGCGUGGAUCUGAGGAAGAUGGAUGCUGCAUGAUGCUGAGCUUGAAUUUAGGCAAACUGUUGUGUGCAUGCAAGUGCAUUAUGUGUGUGUGUUUACACAUAUACAUAUAUGUAAACAUUAGAGAAUGUGUGUGUAUAUACAUACACACACACACACACACACACACACACAUCUGGCUCAGUAAUGAAACCCUUUGCCACGUUUGAUGCAUACAGAGUUUUCUGUGUGAAGAUGACAGAAGUCUCUAUUUCCAUAGCAUGUGGAUGUCAAGGCUGGUGUCUCCAACAGUCUCCUCGUCCUCUUUCUGCCCACAGUCCCCAGGACUCCACCCAGGGUGGCAUAGCUCCUUGUCUUGGGAAUGAGGAAUGAAAGAAUGAAAGGUCCUUUGGUGGUAACCACCUCCUGAUCAGUUUCUACCGUGCUGCUAGCGUUUAGGAAGUGGAGUACUAAGCCAGGUGCACUGCAGUUCCAUAUCACAGGACCACGGAAUGCCAGGCUUCUGUUUAAGCCUCUCCAGUCAGCGGGUCCCUGAGAAAGGGGCUAUUUGAUUUUUCUGGUAACCGGGAGUAAUAAUACCUCUACUUUUGAGAUACUAUGAAACAUGCGCUAUACAGACAGAUGUUGAUACUGUGAGCUCAGUGAUCUAGCAAAGACUCGAUCACUCAGUGGCAUUUUGAGAUUAACUUCGUAACACAAAAGGAGUUUCCCUUAGUGACUGGUUAGGGACUAAGAAUCUGUGGCUGCCUGGCUCAACCUGGAGUUCGGAUCCUGGCUUUCUCCAUGUCUUCUUAGCCAUGAUUCUUAAGUUCCCUAUGUCAUUUGAACAUCUGGUGAUAUAAGAAAGCCUUGGUUAAGAUGAAGUAGAGGGGCUGGAGAGAUGGCUCAGUGGUUAAAGGACUGACUGCUCUUCCGAAGGUCCUGGGUUCAAAUCCCAGCAACCACAUGGUAGCUCAUAAACAUCUGUAAUAGGAUCUGAUGCCCUCUCCUGGGAUGUCUGAAGACAGCUACAGUGUACUUAGAUAUAAUAACAAGUAAAUCUUAAAAAAACAAAAAGAUGAAGUGGAGACAGCAAAGAUAGGUUCCUAAGUAAGUAUGGGCUAUUCUUAAAGUCCUUGAACACUGUGGACAGAUGACAGUGGGGUUACCAAGGCAACAGGUAACUAAACACACAAAUGAUGAGACAUUUUCAUCAACCAAAACCCGAACUACACACAGAACUCAGGAAUGGGUAUUAUACCAGGCUUAAUUUUCCUUUUUGUAUUUUGGAAUGUGCAUGCCCCUUGUGCGGCAGAGGAGAAGGCAGCUCAUUCUUGGGAGCAACAUCCCAUGGUCCCCAGUUUCCUAUAUUUACACCCAAAGAUGCUUCUCCUCAACUGGGGCAUCAGCUUGCCCCUGCACAACUGGAUGCCAGAGAGCCACCAUUGCCUCAAUAGAUUCAGGUGCUGGCCGUGGGAGACAGACCCACCGAUUUGACUCUCCUUGUAAAGGAUUGCUUGUCUCAGCAUAAAUCCCAUGACUCACUCAGACCUUUGCACAGCAAAGACCUUGGGCAGGUUCCACGUACUGUGGUUCAGUAACGCUGACCCUAAGGCAGUUUCGGUAAGGAGAGUACUGGUUUACAUUAACUUCCAUUUGAAGCUUGAAGCAGUUUUUUCCCCAACAGAGAAUGUACAGGAGAGCAAUAAACGCCCUGGGAAAGGAGUCAACGCAGCCACCGGACUUUUGGUGGCCUCUGGCAUAUUGACAUCGGAUAUUGGGAGGACAGAUGCCCUUGGGAGGUUCUGUGUUUGAAGGGCCUUUCCGCUGAGAGCUCUUCACUGGGGACCAUGCUGACCUCCAGCCAAGCAGCUUUUCCUCACGCCAGAGAAUGAUUGACCUUCCACCUGAACAUUCCCAGCCUCUAGCAAUUAAAACACCCUUAACGGCUUUUUUAAAUCUCAUAACCCCGUGAC